Erythranthe guttata (spotted monkey flower) is the source of this 892-nucleotide messenger RNA. RefSeq names its product light-harvesting complex-like protein OHP2, chloroplastic. The record is from RefSeq and is a predicted model, not a curated record. Gene Ontology annotation, cellular component: chloroplast thylakoid membrane. Lineage: Eukaryota; Viridiplantae; Streptophyta; Magnoliopsida; Lamiales; Phrymaceae.
UGGCUACACCAUAUCCACAGAACCCCCCACUUCCAAACCUAUCACUAAUUCACAAUCUUCUCCCUCUUUCAUCCAUACAAAAACCAGAAACAUUUGUUAUUCAGCUUUUACAUCCUUAAAAAAAAACAAAAAAAUAAAAAAAAAAGAAAGAAAGAAAAAAAAAUGUCAGUGGCAUCUUCACCUUCAUUCCCAUGCAUCAAACUCCCUAACCAAUCAUCUUCAAGCAGUACCCAAUCUUGCUCUUAUUCUGCUUCCUCCUUAAAAUUCACAAUUAGGAGCUCUCAAGCUGAUGGCCCUUUAAGAAGACCGGUGGCUCCUGCCCCUGUAAAGCCUGUGCCGCCAUCUCCAUCACCGCCGCCGGCCAAGACGGCGGCGGUGGAGGCUGCUGCUGCAGCACCGAGUAGUGUGGUAACUGUGGAGUUUCAGAGGCAGAAGGCGAAAGAGCUUCAAGAAUAUUUCAAGAAGAAGAAGCUUAUGGAAGCUAAUCAAGGCCCCUUCUUUGGUUUCAUUGCCAAGAAUGAAAUCUCCAAUGGCAGAUGGGCCAUGUUCGGUUUUGCCAUCGGAAUGCUAACAGAAUAUGCCACCGGCUCCGAUUUUGUGGACCAAGUUAAAAUCCUCCUCUCCAAUUUCGGAAUUUUGGAUCUUGAAUGAUUCCGUUUUUCUUGAUUAUCGAAAGCCUGCAUAUAAGCUUUCUCGUCAAAUCUCUGGGUGAUUUAUUUUUCCGGUUUUCUUUAUGAUUGAUGAAGUUGUUGUAGCUCCUCAACUCUAUUGAAGUUUCCAUAAGUACAGAAACAUUUUUCUCUCUCUGUUUCUUGUCUGUCUAUACACAAAGUAAAUCCCUGUCUUUUGUAACUGUUUUAUGCAACUGGUAAUAAAUACACUGUAUUCAAAA